CAGCUGUUUUUUUUCUCCCCUUGAUUUGAAGACUCAUACUCAUGGCAGAAAACAGGGAGGCGGAGGACAACAUGUUGCACUGAAGUUAGUCACGCACUCUGGACAAGUAGGGGAGCAUUUGUUUUUACUAGAAGAGCGAAGUUUGAGGAGGUAAUGUCAUGUUAUUUUCCAGUUGCAGCAGCAGGAGUAGUAGCUUCAGGCCACACGAGUUGUGUUGUUAAACUUGAACCUAGCACAGUCCUGCUAGCGGGGCUUCAGCUCAAAGCUGUGGAAAACCAUGAGGACGGAGGAGCAGCUCUCCAGGAAGCAACAGGAGAAGCAGGAGAAGUCUCUGUGUGAUUGAAGCGUCUCCUUGAAUGGAGCAGAGGUGCUUUGAUCCAGUCUGAUCCAUCCUGCAGGAGGUGUUGCUGUAGCCGUUAGGAGGCAACGGUCCGACCGGUGGAGAGGGACCCGGCGGAGGGACUCCAGGUUGCCGAGCAACACAGACUAGACCAGCUUGGUGAUCCAUAUGAGGCGACCUGGUGAGACUAUGGUUCCGAAAGGCCUGCUGCUGCUGCUGUGGGCCGCCAACAAAGGAAAUACCAGCUGCUUUUUUCAUUUCACAACCGCAGUGUGUGGAUACAAACACUGAGAGAGUGAGACAGUCACUAUUUUCUUCAUUUCACUGCUGCAGAGUGGAAACAACCGUUGAGAGAGUCACUAUUGUAAGGCAGGCUUCUCGCUGCCUUAACUAUAUAUAAACUUACUUGUUACUUUAUUAAACUACUAUAGGGCUGCUGUGGGUAAAGCAAGAGCUUCGUCUGUGCAACAGGCUCCACUUUAAUGACUCAACUCAAGCCUAUAGGAUAAUUAAACACCCAUUAUCCAAAAAGGUGGCACAUCACUUCUAACUUCAUAUCACUCCGCCAAUCUUAAUCAUCAAUCACCUUAUACAAGCACGUGAAGGUGAGUGAUGGUUAAAUAGUUCCAGAUCUGAUUUAAGGAGCAGAUUAGGGCCACAUCGAGGAAAAACAAAAUAUCUGAGAUUUCAAGAAUAAAGUCAUAUUACGAGAAUAAAGUGAUGGGUUUACCAGAAAAAAAAGUCUUAUGAGAAUAAAGUCAUAAUAUUAUAAAGUAGUAAUUUAACGUGUUAUUUUCUUUUUUUCCUCUGGUAAAGUUAUGACUUUUUUCUCUUAACGUUAUGACUUUUUUCUUCUAAUAUUACGACUUAUUUUUCUCUAACUUAAGGAGCAGAAUACAAUAUGUAUACUGUAUAAAAUAAGUCUUUACAAAAAUAAAUCUAAUCUUACAUUAUAAGUGAAAGUUGACAAAUUAGCUCACACAUUAGAACACAUACACCCUUCUGUUGUGAAGUGUACUCUCCAGGUGUACUGUGAGUAGUGCAGUCUGGGUGGAUGUGUGAGGAUGGUGGAGAGCCGCAGCUGUGUCCAGAGAGAGGGGGUCUACCGCUGGUUCUCGUCCCUCGCUUCAGCCCAGAGAGCAGAGUUCCUCUGCGGCCUCCUGGACCUCUGCGUCCCCAUCGAGCUGCGCUUCCUCGGCUCCUGCCUGGAGGACUUGGCCCGCAAGGACUACCACUCGCUGCGGGAUGCGGAGAUCAGAGCCAACAACCCGGCCGACCUGUCGGGCCUCACCAACAUCACGGACGAGGUGGUGCGCAGCAAGCUGCUGGUGUCUCUGGCCCUGCUCGGCUCGGACAACAGGGAGGCUGCGGGCGUCCUGUACCGGACCCUGACUCACAUAGACACAGUGAUCAAUAACUACGGGCUGGCGCUGAACGACGGGAGGACCGAGGAGCAGUUCCUGCUGCUGUUCACCAUGGCCUCUCACCACCCGGCCUUCAGCUUCCACCAGAAGCAGGUGCUGAGGCAGCAGCUCGGACACAUCCAGGACAUCCUGCAGGUGAGCCGGGGAGGAGGAGGAGGAGGAGGAGGAGAGGCUCAAGCAGCAGGCCCUGGCGGGGAUCGAGCUGCCGCGUGUCACUCUCAGCCACAUCACCACUAUCACCAUCAGACUGUGUCCCUGCCGCUGGCCUCAUUGUCCCCUGCUGCCUGCUCCCUGCCCGAUGCCAGCGCUGCCUACCUGCCUCUGUCUGCCUGCCAGCCCUGCCACACACACUGCACAUGCUGGCACAAGAGUCAGACCAGAGAAGCCGGCACACUCUCAGGGCUGGGCUCAGGGGUCACCAUGGGAAAACGAGACCAAGCGGUCAGCCAGGAACUUACCCCUCCUCACCCGGACCUCCCUCCUCCUUCUCCUAAAACUCCCCCACCACCACCACCACCACCUCCUCAUCUUCCUCCUCUCCCUGCUGGGCAGGGCCAGGAUGCAGCUGCACCAACCAAGAACCACCAGGGGAAAGCAGGAAAAGUGGUGAUUGAGAAAGUGGUGCUGAGAGGAGUGACGCACACAUCUGAAGACUCUAGUGAAUAUGUGUUCGAGGCCAGCUGGUCAGACGGUUUUGUGUCAUCCGUUGUCAGAAGUCAGCAGGAGGUGACGGAGCUGCGGACCCAGCUGUCUCAAGCAUUUCCUGAUGAUGGAGUGGAGAAAUUCCUCCCUCAGUCCAUAGAGCUUGACCCCAGGUGUCUGACAGCGCUGCCCUGCCAUGUCCUCCAGCACCACAGCAUCCAGCUGUUCUUCACCUCCGCCAGACCUCUCUCACCCAACUGUCCUGCCCCCCUCCCCUUCCCCCUCCCUCCAUUAUCCUCCUCCCUUCCUACUGCUCCUGUAGCCCCGACCUGCCCGUUCACCUCCAGCUCUAAUCUUGGCUGUAUGGUUCAGUACAGAGGAGGUAACAGGGCGGUAUACAGAGUGGCCAGCGUCCAGCCCGUCGUCAGCACCCACAGCUCUGUCUUGACUCGCCCCUCUCCUCACCUCUCCUCCCUCCCUCCUCCUCUUCCUCCCUCCAUUCCUCCUCACCAGCACUCCCCCCAGCUGUCCUCCCUCCCUCCCCAUGUGUCAGCCCUGUCCACCCAGUGCCCCUUGGCUGGUGGAGGUGAUCCCUCCUCCCAGCAACAUCCCAGUCAGUCACACUCGUACUCUCAGCAGCACCACCUUCAUCCACAAACCGGGAGUCAGUGCGGUUCACAGCCUCAGUCCCUGCACCUGUCCCAUUCCCAGCCAACGUCCCACUCACAUUGCCAGUCCCUUUCAUACCCCCAGUCCCACUCCCUGUCCCGUUCCCAGUCCCAUACACAGGUACCAUCCCAGUCCCAGCCCAACACUGCAGAGCAGAACGGCAUCCUGGACUGGCUGCGCAGGCUUCGGCUCCAUAAGUAUUACCCUGUCUUCAAACAGCUCACCAUGGAGGAGUUUUUAGCGCUGACAGAGGAAGACCUGAACAAAUACGACCUGACCCAAGGAGCAAAGAAGAAACUCAAGACUCAACUAGAGCUACAAAAAACUCAACUAGAGAUACAAAAGGAGAUGAAGAUGGAGAAGCGGCCCUGCAGCGGCAUCGCCAGGGUGACGCCUUCCAGUCACAUGGGACCUUCAAUACAUCCCACCUCCACUGCAGGGGAGCUGCGAGUGGAGGUGGACGCCGUAUCGCACCAUCACCCCGUCUCAACAGACAGCAGCUCCUCCUCGGGCUACUCCAGCUCCUCCUGCUCCCCCCGAACACCGCUCUGCUGUGACUCCACCUUCGACAGGACAAGAGACAUUCACAGGCGUGUGUCGGGUUCAGAUGCAGCAGGAGGGGGUCCAGAGAAGGACCGGUCCUGUCUCUUCAUCCUGAAUUCCAGCGGCCCCGCAGGCUCCAGUCGCCCCACAGCCCAGGUCCUACCUGUCCAAACUGACCCAGCUCCUCCUCACUCUCCCUCCUGCUCCCACCUCCCCCUCGGCAUCCCGCAGCCUCCUUACCACCCGCAGGCCAGUUACCCCCAGACCCUGCUCUCCCCAGUCUCAAACCCAGCACGCAUCCUGAGUUCCCCUCGUAAGCCCCGGCCACCUCCGCUGUGCACAGAGGACAGGACUAAGCCGCUGGGCUCGGGCCUGCCUGUAGCUGGCGCCGGCUACGCGGCGGGUCUCACUGUGGGGAUGGGGUUGAGGCUAGAGAACCUGUUCCCCGGGCUGAACAUGGACGGCUCCUCCACACUCCAGGACUCGUUGGUUUGCCGUGGCCUGGCGGGAGGGGCUGUGGGUCUAAUGGUAGAAACCAGUUCUGCUCUGACCUCCACCUCCAACAGCCUUCACCACGUCUCCCACCCACCUCUGCACUUCCACCUCUCGUCCUCUUCAUCCCCUUCUCCGUCUGGAUACUACUCCUACCCGCCUACUUCUUUUUCCUCUUCCUGUCCCUCCACAAAGUCUGGCAGCUCCAGUAGUGGCGGUGGCUUUGUUCCCAUGGCAACCACAAGCAGUGUUCCCGUGGCUGCGGUGCCCGGCAACACUUACUACCCGGCCCAGCCUCCUUCUAGCCCCUCCCCUUCCCCCUCUCCUGCCUCUUCGUUGGAUCAAAGUUCAGGUCAUGCUCCCUCCAUGUGUGUCUGCAGCUCCUGCGGUUGUCGGGGCAACUGUGGCGCCUACGGGGCGCUGCCUGGAUACGCAGCAGCCGGUUACCUGCAGCCGUUCCCGGCCGGCCCCUCGCUCUUCACCCUGGGACCUCUGCUUCACCUCAGCCCCCUUAUAGCCUCGUCCAGCCCUGCCGGCACCGGGGCCACGCCCUUCUCCUACCCGAUGAUGGUGCCACCGCCCCUCUACCGCCACAGCCCCGUGUCACAUGACCAGCAGCAAGCUUUUGCCUUCUACCAGCCCCAUGGCAUUGUGGGAAAUGUAAGCCAGAAGCGGGCAGCAGGGAAUGUGUCGUGUUAUAACUGCGGUGCCAACGGACACAGAGCAGAGGAGUGCAAACAGCCGGCCAUGGAUUCAGCACAGCAAGGGACAUUUCGACUGAAGUACACUCCUCACUCUGACAGUAAGGACUCAGGGGACUAACCAGCAGAUACACCAGUGGAUCUGAACACAGCUGUACCUCAUGUUCCUGCUGAAGCUAGUCAGCAGCAGCAGACAGACGGACAGACAACCUGCCUCUGGGUACAACGAGGCAACGGCAGUCUGUUCAAAGACUGCUGAGCUGAAAGCCCAAACCCAUCGUAUCUUUUGUAGUUCUUUUACAGCAGCUUACGGAGAGAUGAGAGGACGGAACAGAAACAGGUUGGUGAGAAGAGAGGAGCGCUUGUCGCAGGCUGUGUCUUCAAAUUGGCUUUCAUCCUUCUGCAGUUCUCCACAAAUGAAAAGCUGGAGUUCUGUAAACUCUGCCUUGCUUCAUCUCAGAGACGUAGCUGGAACUUAGCUAUGGUGCAGCAGUACAAACAGAGAGACUCAAAAUCUGCUUCCCAGCUAAUGACUCAGCAUUUAUAGUCUUCUAGAUGGUUCCCAAACCAAAGACACAACUCUCCAGUAUCCUAAUAACCUCCUGGGCACUAAGUCAAGUGGGUACAAGUGUUAUCUUCCCUUUGACUGAAUCUGCUGGUAUAACGCUUCUUAUACUAUUCAAAGCCUUGAGACUUUAAAAUAUCAGUUCUUUAGUACAGUAUGUGUCGUGAUCAGGUUCGGCUCACUGCUGUCCAUAGAUGGCAUGUGAUGUACAGUUACAAGAGCGGUGUUCCAGUUAAUGAUACAUACUUUUUUGCAGCUAGAAAUCAACAAACUUUCUUUGUUUUAUAACAUCAGGAAAUUCAAUACGCGCUGAGCAAAGACAAUCAAAAGCCGACUUUAGGACGCAACUUCCAAUCAAAGUUCACAAAGAGAAUUUUAACAACCUGCAUCCACAAUUUCCAGUUCCAUACUCAAGUGUUUGGUAACACUUUAUUACACAGCUGUGUUGAAUACUUGCUAUGUAUAACAGAGGCGGACUGUUUUUGUGUCAAAAUAUUGAUUUCUUAAGUAAGUAGCCGUGUAAUAAGCGGAAUAAUGUAGUAUACAUAUCGACUUUGCAAACACACUACAUACUCGGAACUUGCUUAAAAUGAGUGUCUUGCUCAUCCUCCUUGAAGAGGAGCAAAAAAGAGUCACUUUAAAGGUACCCUGUGGUAUUUUUUACCACUUGUAGCACUAUGGAAUAAUGUAUUGAUGAGCGGUGCCGUGGUAAACAUGGAUGUAAACAGUGCAGGAUUUAAAACAUAGGAUUACAGAGUAAGGAUACACACAAUGCAUUAUGGUGAGAAACACUUAAUGUAAACCUAACUAUUGUUUGUUUACAAGAAAACUCAACAUGGCACAUUUUAAAGGUCCAGGGUGUAGGAUUUAGUAGAAGCUAUUAGCAGAAAUGGAAUAUAAUAUUCAGAACUAUGUUUUCAUUAGUGUAUGAGCUCUUCAUAUCUACAUAGGGAGCGGGUCCUCUUCAUGGAGUCCGCCAUAUUGCACCGCCAUGUAUCUACAGUAAACCUGAAUGGACAAACCAAACACUAGUUUUAGAGAGAGCCUUUCAUGUUUUUACAUUACCUGAAGGCCACUGUAGGUUGUUCUACAUGCUUGGAAGGUAUGGAGGACAGAACCUGCCAAAAUCAAAAAUAAUCAAAAAAUAAAUAAAUAAAUGUCAUUAAAUGUAGCAAAAAUAAUAUUAAGAAUAAAUGUAGCCAUUAAUUAAUUGAUAAAACGUGACAUAAAUUGAUAUUUCUGUUUUAAUUUGCUUUUUUAUUUAUUUAAUUUUGAAUUAAUUCCCUUAAUUAUUUACUGUUCUGUUUAAUUGUCCAGUUUAUUUAUUUUUAUUUAUUUUUAUGAAUUUUUAAAUAAAAAUAAUUUAAAAAUUGAUGAAUUAAAAAAUUAAUCAAAAUAAAUAUAAAUAAUACAUAAAUAAAUAAAAGGGGAAAUUAAACAGGACAUGUUAUCUAUAAGGGAAUCAAUACAAUGAUAAAUAAAUAGAUAUGUCACAUUUUAUCAAUUAAUUAAUGACUACAUUGACAAGAAAUCACUUUCUGCCACUGUGGCAGACAAGUAUUUGUUUUUGUCUGCCACUCAGAAAAUGUA
Molecule: messenger RNA, 6966 nt
Organism: Sebastes umbrosus (honeycomb rockfish)
Lineage: Eukaryota; Metazoa; Chordata; Actinopteri; Perciformes; Sebastidae
Gene: zcchc14
Product: zinc finger, CCHC domain containing 14
Exons: 14
Coding region: 1405-4932 (1175 amino acids)
Molecular function (GO): nucleic acid binding; zinc ion binding
Source: RefSeq, a predicted model, not a curated record